This is a messenger RNA of Daucus carota subsp. sativus, 941 nucleotides long. RefSeq lists its product as uncharacterized. Lineage: Eukaryota; Viridiplantae; Streptophyta; Magnoliopsida; Apiales; Apiaceae. Bases 105 to 695 code for a protein of 196 amino acids. The record is from RefSeq and is a predicted model, not a curated record. The transcript has 7 exons.
AUGGAGGGAAUUUACACAACAAUGUGACACAGCGAGUCAAGAAUACCAAAGUAAGCACCAUAUCAUAACAGCCAAGGCGAGUAAAGAAGAAGAUUAGUGGGACGAUGUCGUUUUGCUUCUCUUCCACGACCCUGUUCCGCUGCAAACCCACACAUGAAAAUACUACGAGUUGUCGUUUCAGAGCUGCUUCUGAUGUUCCUGAUUUCCUGUCUGCUAAUUGGCUUGAAUCUCGCAGAAAGAGGCCAUUUGGUCCAAGAUUAAGUUUUAGUGCAGAAGAAGCUGUUGGGCAUCAGCUAGAUGCCCUGAUGUUCAAUGAUCAACCUCGACAAGAUUAUGGGAUUGAAGUCAUGUAUAGGUUUGCAGGUUUCGAUCCAUUCGAAAGAUCUACCUAUUUUGGACCCUUUUUUGAUUUGGGACAGUUUGAACGAUUUAGACGAAUAUUUCAUCAUUCGAAGUACCGAGUAUUGCUUGGUCACAGAGAGAGAAAGAUCUUAAGUAGUUUGCAGGUUGAGGAGAAUCUAUACAAGCAGCGGGUAUGGAUACUAGGAGCUCGGCCUGAGGAAGAGGAAACAUUUCAGUUUACUAUGGUUCAGAAUGAUUGUGGAGAAUUCGUGACAGAAGAUAGGGUAAGAAAAAAUCAAAAACAACAAAGGAGGGAUUGGGAGAUAGAUCAGCUUCGAUGUCUUGCUCAAUAGGCUUACGCUUACCCAUGAGCAGAUGCUGAUUCUUGUCACCUUCUAAGGAGGGCCUUCUGUUCCAUUGCAGAGUCUACAUUGCUAUAGUCUAUAAACUAAUUAAACAUUCCUUACUACCCUUUAUAAUUUUAUAUAUAUAGAUACUAUUCUUUCAAUAAUGAAUCACAUUGUAUUUUACAUUUAAUUUGCUGUUGAAUAUAUACCCUAAUGUGGACAUGGUACUAAGAGAUUUAUGUGUGCUUUGAU